AUGUCACGAUCCCGUUGGCUCGUAACAUUUGUCAUUGAUUUGAAACCCUCCCAAAAUUUCAUCUCCUCCCUUAAGUUAGACGCGACGCACGCUUUUACCUCGUUAUAUACAGUUAUUAAUAAUUAUUCUUCUAAAACAAAUGAUAUCUUCUUUGAUAAAUUGUUAUCGAAUAAUUUACAACAGACCCGCAUUGUCCACAACCAAUAUAAUGAGUUGAUGCUUCGCGCUUCGCAGUUCACCUUGUUAAAGAAAAAACGUCCACGUAGAGCUCUUCUUCCCAUUGUAGGCAAAGCUUUGAGUUUUCUCUUCGGUACAGUUUCUACAUCAGAUUUAAAAGUCAUUAAUACUAAUAUUGAUAAAUUAGCUGCGAAACAAACGGAUAUUAUUCAUGUUCUCGAUAAAAGUCUAUCUAUUUUAAAUACUUCUCGAAUUGAAAUUGCAAAGAAUAGAGUAUCAAUUAACGCAUUAGUUUACAACUUAAAGGCUUUUGAACCUCAAGUUACUCAACUUUUAACUGACGUUACCAAAGAAGUAAAUAAAGUUAAGGGAUUUCUACAAUUAACCUCUAAAAUUAACUUCAUCAUAAAAGAAUUACAAAAUAUCAUAUUUCAAGGAUUAAAAUAUUUCGAUCACCUUAAUCUCCAAUUAAAUAUGCUAUCUCUCGGACACAUUUCUCCAAGUACUAUUUCUCCUUCGGAUCUUAAAUCCUUGUUAGGUACGAUUAAUGGACACUUACCUACUUCAGUCCAUUUACCUGUUGACCCAGAUGACCAUCUUUGGAAAUAUUAUAAAUUUUUAACGUGUUCUGCUGUGUUAUCAAGCGACACCUUAUUAAUCAUUUUUAAUUUACCCUUACUAGAUUCAAAUAGGAAACUAGAAAUUUUUCAAGCCCAUAAUUUACCCGUGCCGUUUACUUCUAAACGUAUAAUAAACGACACGCAUGAUCUUCAAACAAUGGUAGCAGUUCAUGAACUUGAAAGUGAAUAUCUGGCAGUUAACGCUGAACGCACUCAAUUCGCUCUUUUACAACCCAGCGAGGUUGACCGUUGUUCUCAUGCAAUCAUCCAUUUCUGUUCUAUCCAUAGUCCCCUUUACCCGAUAAAUUUGAGUAAAUUAUGUAUUACGGCCCUGUUCAUGAAAAAUCAGAAAUUGUCCAAACAAGUAGGCAAAGUUAAUAUUCAGACCAAAUCAGUUUUUCCUAUGGCCACUUAUUUAAUGGACGUUAAGGACAAACCAUGGGCACAUUGGCAUCUUUUGUCAACAGGGAUAGGCAGUUUCAUUGGGGUGGCUUUUAUUUUAAUGUUAAUCGUUUAUUGUAUCAAAUCUAAACUCCAAAACUCAGCCAAACGGUACAUGAACAAAGAAGGUGACGCUAUUAAGUAUGAGGUCAUACGUAAGAGGGUGUCAGCUAAAACUGUAAGCGGAAAUACGCAAGACAGGGAGAACACUACCCCUACACCUUUAAUACUAGAGGAAGAAAUGGCUGAGGAAACGGACUCUCAGCCACCGAUGUUUAAGCUGAAAAGACCAAUAAAUCAAGGACCGGGAAAAAUCCAAAACAGAUAG
Molecule: messenger RNA, 1566 nt
Organism: Lottia gigantea (owl limpet)
Lineage: Eukaryota; Metazoa; Mollusca; Gastropoda; Lottiidae
Exons: 3
Coding region: 1-1566 (521 amino acids)
Source: RefSeq, a predicted model, not a curated record